Coregonus clupeaformis (lake whitefish) is the source of this 1302-nucleotide messenger RNA. RefSeq lists its product as uncharacterized. The transcript is spliced from 3 exons. The record is from RefSeq and is a predicted model, not a curated record. The coding region runs from base 1 to 717 and encodes 238 amino acids. NCBI's taxonomy places the organism in Eukaryota, Metazoa, Chordata, Actinopteri, Salmoniformes, Salmonidae.
AUGGGGAGGCAGGUCAGCUACAGGUCUCACAUGAUCCCUAGCUACUACGGCAUGAGGCGACCUUUCAUUUCCGACUCGGACUUCUCUCCCAAGCAGUUCUCGGGCGAGGUCUACUCCUCAUCCCUGGGGGGCAAACCUCUGGGUUGUGACCCAUCGGCCAUGUCGGGCUACUCCUCCAUCAUCGACAGCUACUACACAGAAACGUUCGGAGACUACCGUAGUGCAGCCUUCACCACCGGAGGGAGCUCCAUCUUCCCCAGCUCAGCCCUGUCCACUCUGCUACCACCUUUCACUGGAGAGUCCCCCCACUUUCUCCUGAGAGAUUCGUGGGAGCAGCCAGUGGCAGACCCAGUGACCCAGGGAGAGGGCUUGUGUGCAGACGGCCUGACCUCUGUUCCAGUCUCCCUGCCCAGCCCCGACCCUCCCGGGAGCCCGUCACAGUACCGCUGCUCCACCCGCAGCUCCUCCGUGGCCUCGGCACAGCCCUAUGCCCUUCACCCUAUGGAAGAAGUACACUACCACACCUCUUACCCUUCCGCCUCCACUUUCACAUGCCCUUCCUAUAUGACUGUCUCCAACACCCUAGCCUCCAAGAUGGCCCCUCUAGCUAAUGAGGACUCUGACAGUACCCUCGCCACACAUAGUGACACACACUCGUGGGUGAAAGAAGAUGGCGGAAGCUCUUGGUCGCCAUAUGAGAUUCGGAGGUCUUAUUAAGUCCAUUUGGAAACAUCCUGUUCUUCACAGAAAACCAAAAUAAUGCAGAUGCAAGCGACUCAGCUCCUUGUGGUCCAAAUAUUUGACUUUGUAGACUUUGCUCAUCUCUUUAUAGAAGUACAAAGUGGAACUUUUGACCCUCCUAAGUCCACUGGUGACAUAAGAGUAUGUAAGAACUAACUCACUGGGCACACACUGGUUGAAUCAAUGUUGUUUACACGUCAUUUCAAUGAAUUUACGUUGAACCAACGUGGAAUAGACAUCGAAUUGACCUCUGUGCCCAGUGGGAACCCUUUGCAUGGGCACAUGACAAUGUAAAGGAGCAUUUAUGAUUCAGUUGUUAGACUUAGAAUGACUAUGCCUGUGUUCAAAUGUUUGAAAUAGAUGUGUUUUUAUAUAGUCAUUAUAUUAGAAAAACAUCGUUUUAAUUUAUAUACUGCCAUUGCGACAAUUACCAGUUUCCCUGAUGAAUCAAUGUUUCCUGUGUUUUGCUUUUCAUUUCAAGAAAUAAACAACAUAGAUAAUGUAUUGGGCAAUAUAAUGUGUAUUAUAAAUACAAUAUAAUAAAAGAGACUGCAAUAAAUG